This is a messenger RNA of Teleopsis dalmanni, 825 nucleotides long. Its product is annotated as putative nuclease HARBI1. The record is from RefSeq and is a predicted model, not a curated record. Bases 1 to 825 code for a protein of 274 amino acids. The transcript is spliced from 2 exons. Lineage: Eukaryota; Metazoa; Arthropoda; Insecta; Diptera; Diopsidae.
AUGGCAGAAAACGUAGAAAUCGAUGAAGUAUUUCUAUUUGCGCAAUUUGGCAAAUUAAUGGAAUUAUAUAGUCAGCAUAAUAAAUUGAAAGAGAGAUUCUUAGAAGAAUAUCCAAAGUCAUCGGUUAUUAAAUAUCCAGCUGAAAGUGAGUGUGAAAGCAUUUCUACAAAAUUUAACCAACGAGCCGGUACUACAAUUUUCAAUCGUGCAUUAGGUGCCAUAGAUGGAACACAUAUACCAAUAGCUGUGCCUGUACGACUUCGUGACCAAUACAUGAACCGAAAGUCAUUUACAUCAAUCAAUUUACAAGCUGUAUGCUCCAGUAAUAAGGAAUUUUUAUCUAUUUGUGUUGGUUUCCCAGGAUCGGUGCACGAUGAGCGGGUUCUACAAAGCAGUGAAUUAUUUAAUUUGCAAAAUUUUCCUCCACCAGGCUACUACCUGCUAGGCGAUAGUGGAUACUGUUGUCGGACUAGUCCAAUAGCAAUUCUCACUGCAUAUAAAAGAUUGCAGCCGUUAACAGCAAGACAAAAGAAAUUUAACGAGCUUCAUAGUAAGGCUCGUACUGUUAUUGAAUGUACAUUUGGUGCAUUGAAAAUACGUUGGCGCUCAAUUUUUGAUAAAGUUCUUAGGUUAAAUCUUGAACACUGUGUUCAAACAAUAGCUGUGGCAGGCAUUAUGCAUAAUAUAUGCCUGAAUGAUGGACUUGAUCUGAUUGAAGUAAAUAACAUCGUGGAGGAUUGUCAUUAUGAAGGAGUUGCUACUAACAAUGAAAAUAUUGAUGCAAUUUCUAUGCGCGAUGAAAUUGCAAACAACAUUCAUAUGUAA